Molecule: messenger RNA, 1756 nt
Organism: Nicotiana tabacum (common tobacco)
Lineage: Eukaryota; Viridiplantae; Streptophyta; Magnoliopsida; Solanales; Solanaceae
Product: aspartate aminotransferase, mitochondrial
Biological process (GO): biosynthetic process; amino acid metabolic process
Cellular component (GO): mitochondrion
Molecular function (GO): L-aspartate:2-oxoglutarate transaminase activity; pyridoxal phosphate binding
Source: RefSeq, a predicted model, not a curated record
UCAUUUCACACUAACUUCGACAAACACGCCAUUUUCCUCGCCCGAUUCUCUAAAUCCUCUCUCCAGUUAGCUAUGGCGAUCCGAGCCGCGAUUUCCGGUCGUCCCCUCAAGUUUAGCUCGUCGGUCGGAGCGCGAUCUUUGUCGUCGUUGUGGCGAAACGUCGAGCCGGCUCCUAAAGAUCCUAUCCUCGGCGUUACCGAAGCUUUCCUCGCCGAUCCUACUCCUCAUAAAGUCAAUGUUGGUGUUGGAGCUUACAGAGACAACAAUGGAAAACCCGUGGUACUGGAGUGUGUUAGAGAAGCAGAGCGGAGGAUCGCUGGCAGUUUCAACAUGGAAUAUCUUCCUAUGGGAGGUAGUGUCAACAUGAUCGAGGAGUCACUGAAGUUAGCCUAUGGGGAGAACUCAGACUUGAUAAAAGAUAAGCGCAUUGCAGCAAUUCAAGCUUUAUCCGGGACUGGAGCAUGCCGAAUUUUUGCAGACUUCCAAAGGCGCUUUUGUCCUGAUUCACAGAUUUAUAUUCCUGUUCCUACAUGGUCUAAUCAUCAUAACAUUUGGAGAGAUGCUCAUGUCCCUCAGAAAAUGUAUCAUUAUUAUCAUCCUGAAACAAAGGGGUUGGACUUCGCUGCACUGAUGGAUGAUAUAAAGAAUGCCCCAAAUGGAUCAUUCUUUCUGCUUCAUGCUUGCGCUCACAAUCCUACUGGGGUGGAUCCUACAGAGGAACAAUGGAGGGAGAUCUCACACCAGUUCAAGGUGAAGGGACAUUUUGCUUUCUUUGACAUGGCCUAUCAAGGAUUUGCUAGUGGGAAUCCAGAGAAGGAUGCUAAGGCUAUCAGGAUAUUUCUUGAAGAUGGUCAUCCGAUAGGAUGUGCCCAAUCAUAUGCAAAAAAUAUGGGACUAUAUGGCCAGAGAGUUGGUUGCCUAAGUGUGGUUUGUGAGGAUGAAAAACAAGCAGUGGCAGUGAAAAGUCAGUUGCAGCAGCUUGCUAGGCCCAUGUAUAGUAAUCCACCUGUUCAUGGCGCGCUCGUUGUUUCUACCAUCCUUGGAGAUCCAAACUUGAAAAAGCUAUGGCUUGGGGAAGUGAAGGGCAUGGCUGAUCGCAUUAUCGGGAUGAGAACUGCUUUAAGAGAAAACCUUGAGAAGUUGGGGUCACCUCUAUCCUGGGAGCACAUAACCAAUCAGAUUGGCAUGUUCUGUUAUAGUGGGAUGACACCCGAACAAGUCGACCGUUUGACAAAAGAGUAUCACAUCUACAUGACUCGUAAUGGUCGUAUCAGUAUGGCAGGAGUUACUACUGGAAAUGUUGGUUACUUGGCAAAUGCUAUUCAUGAGGCCACCAAAUCAGCUUAAUGUCUGAAAUCAUGGAUUCAAUUUGAAUAACCAGCUGUGGAAGGCUGUGGAAACGACAUCAAAUGUCUGAAUAUCGAGAUUCAUUUUUUCCCUUACCGUUUUCUCUCCUUGUAGGAUGGACACUGUUGAAUUCCUUUUUUUCUGAUGGGUGAGUGAUUUGAGGAAACAUGUUGUAAUAGCUGAGUUAAAAUAAUCAUACUGACAGAGGAACGAAUAGGGACUUGAUUCUGGGAGAAUUUUGAGGUGUAGAAGCAGAGUCAUUAGACAUGUUGAGGUGGAGAAGUUUCUCUGUUGUAUUAUAUGUCAUUCUAGGAUACAUCCAGUCAUAUAAUUAGCCCAACCCGGCACCAUUUGCCAUGAGGCACUGGAUUAAACUCCUCUGCAGUACUAUUCUAAUCUUCUUAUGUUA